Molecule: messenger RNA, 2305 nt
Organism: Pristis pectinata (smalltooth sawfish)
Lineage: Eukaryota; Metazoa; Chordata; Chondrichthyes; Rhinopristiformes; Pristidae
Product: prosaposin-like
Biological process (GO): sphingolipid metabolic process
Cellular component (GO): lysosome
Source: RefSeq, a predicted model, not a curated record
AUGGGAGCAGGGCGGAGGGACGGGUGCGCGCUCCGGCUGAUGCUCCCGGUCAAUGCGCGGGGGAAUAGCAGCAGCCAGAUCAAUGGCACCACACCUGGCUCUGUUGGCCAAAGUCUAGGCAAGGGAAGCGAGUCACCGCCCGGACCGAGGGGCCGUGCAAUGCAGGGCGGUGGGCGGGGGAACGCUCGCCUCUCCCUGCACUGGGAGGAGCAGCUGCCGUCGGUCCUCCGCGCCGGUAGGGGCGCUGCUGCCGCUCGGGCGGUCACCACACCGAAGACGGGCGGCGAGAUGGCGGCGGUUCUGAUCGCAGCUCUGUGUCUGGGCGCAGCUGUGGCCAAGCCUUUCUUAGAACAGGAGCGAUGCGUGGAAGGGGCCACCAUUUGGUGUCAGGAUGUGAAGACUGCCUCGGAGUGUGGAGCUGUAAAGCACUGUCAGCAGAAUGUUUGGAGACAACCAACGGUGAAAAGUGCCCCUUGUGAUCUGUGCAAAGACGUUAUGUCUGUGUUGGGAGAUCUUCUGAAGGACAACAGCACCGAGGAGGAAGUGCGAAAUUACCUCGCCAAAGCCUGUGACAUGCUUCCAAAUCCAACCAUGACAGCACACUGCAAUGAAUUAGUGGAUAACUAUUUACCAAUCAUCUUGGAUAUUCUCAAUGAAGAACUGGAAAAUCCUGAAGUCGUGUGCAGUGCUUUGCACUUGUGCCAAUCAUUACAAGCAACACUUAAUGAAAAGGAUAUUAUCUCCAAUGAAAUACCAGAAGUGGACAUGUCCAAAGUAGUCUCUCCUUUCAUUGCAAAUGUUCCUCUUCUUCUUUAUCCACAGCAGACCGUCAAGCCAAAGAGCAAUGAUGUUGCCUGUCUGGACUGUAAUCAGUUCAUCUCAAAUAUUCAGACUGCUAUGAAAGAGAACGUGGCCUUCCAGAAUGAACUCAUUUCUCAGUUAAAGAAACAGUGUAACGUGGGACCUGGUUUAACAGAACUGUGUGAGAAGUACAUCGCCCUGCACGGGCCACAAGUGGCUGAGGUAUUAAUUCAGAGAAGUGCACAAGAGAUUUGUACUGCAUCCGGAUUCUGCCAGAAAGCAGCCACAGUUCCACUGCAACUCCUUCAGGAACCUGAUGUUCACCCUAUGCAGAAGAACAAGGUGUCUGCAACCGGAUCGCAGGGAUGUGCAAUCUGUGAAUUUGCCAUGACUGAGAUCAAGAGACUUCUGCAGGAGAAUACAACUGAGGAGGCGAUCACUAACGCUCUGGUAAAAGUAUGCUCCAUUCUGCCAACCACUGUUAAAAGUGAAUGUGAAGAUUUUAUCAAUCAAUAUGGGAAGGCUGUGGAGGAACUGCUUGCACAGGAAUUGGAUCCUGCUCUCAUAUGCACAGUUAUUGGUCUGUGCAAGCAGGCGGAAGGUGCGGCUCUGGAUGAGCCUCUGAGAAAAACAAACCAAAAACAACUGCAAGCAGGUGCUUUGUGUGAAGUCUGUCAGAUUAUGGUAAAAUAUUUGAUGAUACUGGAGAAGAACAGUACAGAGGAAAUGAUCAAGGCCACCCUGGACAAAGUCUGUUCCUUGCUGCCGGAAUCAAUGCGCAAUGAGUGCGAUGAGCUGGUAGCUCAGUAUGGAACACUUUUACUUCAAAUUCUGUUGCAGAGUCUGGAUCCAGACUUUGUUUGCAAAAAUAUCGGAGUUUGCACAGGAGCCAAAAAACAUCUCUUGGGUGCAGAUAAGUGUGUCUGGGGCCCAUCAUACUGGUGUAAGAAUAUGGAAACUGCAAACCAGUGCAAUGCGGUUGAACAUUGCAAACGCCACAUCUGGAACUGAAAGACACGACAUACAGUGGUGAUUCUAAGCAAAUAUUUUUCAGUUUAGUUUGCAAUAUAUGCUUAAGCAUUAUGUAGAAUUUUGUCUGUUGUAACAAAUUCAAAAGUUUACUAAUCCAUGUUUCUACCUGCCCUGUGGUGAUCGGUUGUAUCGGUGAAGUCUGUCUAACUUUGAACAUUGGCUAUGAUGUAUUGCACUGCAGGAAAUGGAGGAUCAAAGUUAAUUCCUAACAUGGGCUGCGUAUACAGGGGAAGCUGCAGCAAAGGUUAUCGUUCAGGUGUGAGAAUUAAUGUCAUUCAGGUGUGAGAAUUAAUGUAUAAAUCUUUGUUCAAUUCAAGUAAUGCUACUAAUGGCAUAAUAGCUGGGUUCCGCUACCCUUAGUAUGCGGGUAUUAUCAAAAGGACCUGAUCUGUUUGCCAAUCAUUAGUUUGUUGUAAAUUAUUCAAUAAAUAUGUACAAAUUGGUUUGUCAAUAAAACCUGUUUUAAGUCUCA